Saccostrea echinata is the source of this 495-nucleotide messenger RNA. Its product is annotated as chondroitin proteoglycan 1-like. Lineage: Eukaryota; Metazoa; Mollusca; Bivalvia; Ostreida; Ostreidae. Bases 113 to 376 code for a protein of 87 amino acids. The record is from RefSeq and is a predicted model, not a curated record. The transcript is spliced from 2 exons.
UUUAACCUCACCCUUUAUAGCUAAUUUUAAUAUCCCCACGACUUUUACCUUUGGAGGGUAUAUAAGCUUAUGGGGGAUGUGAUCAGAGUACAAGACGGAGGGAGAACCAAACAUGGCUGAGGAAUAUGUACCGGAUUUAAUUCCAACCUCCCUUUCGGCUGAAACAACUUCUUCCUCACAGAUGACCACCACACCCUAUGCCCCCCAGAUGACCACUAAAUCCAAUGUCCCCGAGAUGACCACCAUAUCCAAUGUCCCCCAGAUGUUCACCACACCUUAUGCCCUCCAGAUGACCACCACACCCUAUGCCCUCCAGAUGACCACGACACCCAAUGUCCCCCAGAUGACCACCACAUCCAGAAAAUCAAAGUUGUGAAAUAAAACUUUUGUUAGUCUCUUGACUGCAGUCUACUAUGCUACUGGGAUCAGUACUUUUAUAUAAAAAAGUAACCUGAGUAAAAGAAAAAAAAACUAAACAAAUCUGGUCGAUGUCAA